Molecule: messenger RNA, 1654 nt
Organism: Camelus dromedarius (Arabian camel)
Lineage: Eukaryota; Metazoa; Chordata; Mammalia; Artiodactyla; Camelidae
Gene: RRS1
Product: ribosome biogenesis regulator 1 homolog
Exons: 1
Coding region: 101-1198 (365 amino acids)
Biological process (GO): ribosomal large subunit biogenesis; endonucleolytic cleavage in ITS1 to separate SSU-rRNA from 5.8S rRNA and LSU-rRNA from tricistronic rRNA transcript (SSU-rRNA, 5.8S rRNA, LSU-rRNA); ribosome biogenesis
Cellular component (GO): preribosome, large subunit precursor; nucleus; nucleolus
Molecular function (GO): protein binding
Source: RefSeq, a predicted model, not a curated record
GUCUGGGUGGCCGCACGUGGUUGUAUUGCCGGGUUUGAGCUGGCGCUGGCAGAGAAGUAAUUGAAAGUGUCUCCCGGAGCGAGUGAGCCGGGCCGGAGCCAUGGAGGGCCAGAACGUGGAGGAGCUGCUGGCAAAGGCGGAGCGAGACGAAGCAGAGAAGCUGCAGCGCAUCACGGUGCACAAGGAGCUGGAGCUCGAGUUCGACCUGGGUAACCUGCUGGCCUUGGACCGGAACCCCCCGACAGGGCUGCGGCACGCGGGACCCACGCAGGAGGCCGAGCUGCGGGCCCUGGCGCGGGACAACACGCAGCUGCUCAUCAACCAGCUGUGGCAGCUGCCCACCGAGCGCGUGGAGGAGGCGCUGGUGGCGCGGCUGCCGGAGCCCACCACUCGUCUGCCGCGCGAGAAGCCGGUGCCCCGGCCGCGGCCGCUCACACGCUGGCAGCAGUUUGCGCGCCUUAAGGGCAUCCGUCCCAAGAAGAAGACCAAUCUGGUGUGGGAUGAGGUGAGCGGCCAGUGGCGCCGCCGCUGGGGCUACCAGCGCGCCCGCGACGACACCAAGGAAUGGUUGAUCGAGGUGCCCGGCAGUGCUGACCCCAUGGAGGACCAGUUCGCCAAGCGGAUUCAGGCUAAGAAGGAACGGGUGGCUAAGAACGAGCUGAACCGGCUGCGUAACCUGGCCCGCGCACACAAGAUACAGCUGCCCAGCGCGACCGGCAUGCACCCCACCGGACACCAGAGUAAGGAGGAGCUGGGCCGCGCCAUGCAGGUGGCCAGGGUCUCCACCGCCUCUGUGGGACGCUUCCAGGAGCGCCUGCCCAAGGAGAAGGCGCCCCGGGGCUCCGGCAAGAAGAGGAAGUUUCAGCCCCUUUUCGGGGACUUUGCUGCCGAGAAAAAGAGCCAGCUGGAAAUGCUGCGAGUGAUGAACAGCAAAAAGCCUCAAAUGGACGUGACGAGGGCCACCAAUAAGCAGAUGAGGGAGGAGGACCAGGAAGAGGCGGCGAAAAGGAGGAAAAUGAGUCAGAAGGGCAAGAGAAAGGGAGGCCGACAGGGUCCUGGGGGUAAGAGGAAAGGGGGCCCGCCCAGCCAGGGAGGGAAGAGGAAAGGUGGCUUGGGAGGCAAGAUGAAUUCCGCGCCGCCUGGCUUGGGUGGCAGGAGAAAAGGAGGGCAACACCACGGAGGAAAGAGGAGGAAGUAAAUUUCACCCUUGGACCCGCUUGUAAAACCGAGAACUGUACUAAGAACUGUUACUAAGCUCUAGGUACUGUAAGGGGAUGCGGAAGAUGUGGCCGCUGCCUUCAUUGGCUUGAGAUUGAAGGGACAGGACUGCCUUCCUCUCAAGAUAGUAUGUAAAUACUGAACUCGACACAUUAAUGUAUUUCCCACAACCAAACUUGGGCUGGAAAUUAAAGGCUGUAUUUAAGGGCAUAAGAAUUAGGUGGAAGCUGGAGUGAGUUCUGUUUUUUAAACAACCAAUUUUUUCUUUUAAACUUUGGAGUGGUGUGAGGGGGAGCUGGUCAUAUUUCAGAGACUUAGAUUGAUUUUUGCAUUAUUUUGGUAAACUUCUGUAUCAAAGAGGGGAACAGAAAGAUUACAUUUGCAGAACUGUUGUAAAGGUUAUUUAAUAAAAGUUUGUAUCUAAUGUUGCUUUUAA